AUGCGGAUGCUCACUUUUCCGACCAAGGCCACAGUCCUCGUGAUAGCCAACAUUCUGACCUUAGUUCUCGCUUCCCUGCAGGACUGCCUCAAUGAUGUUUGCGCAGACAGCUCUGACUGUGUCCGGUUCGCCGACCAAGACCUUGACAUCCUUGAUACCUAUCAACUCAGCUGGGUUAAACCAUACAAUCUUGCGGUGGAUGUUACUCCUGAAGCUGUGAUCCGUCCAAAUUCUGCUGAGGAAGUUGCGGCGGCCGUUCAAUGCGCCGCAGAAAACGGCUACAAGAUACAAGCCAGGUCUGGCGGGCAUUCUUAUGCAAACUUUGGACUUGGAAACGGUGCGGUCACCGUUGACCUCAUAAACAUCAAUCAGUACAGCAUAGACAACGCGACUGGAUAUGCAACUAUCGGAGCAGGCUUGAAACUUGGGGAAGUUGAUGACCAUUUACACGAGUCUAAACGAGCUUUUGCCCAUGGUGUUUGUCCAUAUGUUGGUAUUGGCGGCCACGCGACCAUUGGUGGUCUUGGCCCAAUGUCCAGGAUGUGGGGAUCAGCUCUCGAUCACAUCGUCGAGGUGGAGGUGGUGACGGCUAAUGGGACCAUUGUUCGUGCAAAUGAGCAGGAGAACAGUGACCUUUUCUUUGGCCUUCGAGGAGCUGGCGCUAGCUUUGGCAUAAUCACGAAAUUCGUGAUGAGGACGCACCCGGAACCUGGUGAUAUUAUUCAAUACACCUUUGAUAUCACCAUUGCAGAUGACUCAGCACGACUCGCAGAUAUCUAUUUGCAAUGGCAGGACCUCGUGUCUGACCCGACCCUUGAUCGGCGCUUUGGCACGGAGUUGAUUAUGUGGCUUGGUGGAAUUAUCAUUACGGGGACCUUUUAUGGGACUCAGGACGAGUUCGACGCAACGGGCAUCCACCAACGUCUGCCAGGAAAUGGCACGCUUUCUGUGACCGACUGGCUUGGCUCUCUUGCUGCUUGGGCUGAAAAGGAGGCGUUAUAUUUGGCCGCUGUAUCUUCCAACUUCUACGCCAAAAGCCUCGGCUUCCGAAGUGAGGACAUACUCAGCAAAGAAAACGCUACAGAUCUGUUCGAGUACGCUCAGGGAGUGGAUAAAGGGACUCUUCUGUGGUUCAUCAUUUUUGACGCGACGGGCGGUGCUGUUGCUGACGUCCCCCUGAACGCUACUGCAUACGCUCACCGCGACAAAUACAUGUUCUACCAGUCUUAUGCAGUCGAUCUACUCAGCUUGUCGAAUACAACCUGGAACUUUCUCACCGACUUCCACGAAGAGCUAGUCGGGAAGCUACCAGAAAACACGCUGACCAGAGGCACCUACCCCGGUUACGUCGAUCUCAACAUAGACGGAGUGCCGCAGGAGCAGUACUGGGAAGGAAACCUGCCGACACUGGAGGGUAUUAAAUCAAAGUGGGACCCAAACGAUGUUUUUCACAACCCACAGAGCGUCCGGCCGGUGGCAGCUUGA
Messenger RNA from Diaporthe amygdali, 1485 nucleotides. RefSeq lists its product as uncharacterized. The coding region runs from base 1 to 1485 and encodes 494 amino acids. The record is from RefSeq and is a predicted model, not a curated record. Gene Ontology annotation, molecular function: oxidoreductase activity; FAD binding. The transcript is spliced from 4 exons. NCBI's taxonomy places the organism in Eukaryota, Fungi, Ascomycota, Sordariomycetes, Diaporthales, Diaporthaceae.